Molecule: messenger RNA, 2809 nt
Organism: Tremella mesenterica DSM 1558
Lineage: Eukaryota; Fungi; Basidiomycota; Tremellomycetes; Tremellales; Tremellaceae
Exons: 9
Coding region: 18-2720 (900 amino acids)
Biological process (GO): Golgi to vacuole transport; protein targeting to vacuole
Cellular component (GO): endosome membrane; AP-3 adaptor complex; membrane coat
Source: RefSeq, a predicted model, not a curated record
GAAGUUUCCGGUGAAGAAUGUUCGAACGUACACUCCAAGAUCUUAUACGUGGUCUUAGAGCCCACCGAGCUUCCUCAAAAGCGUCAGAGGAUGCGUUCAUCAACGAAGCUAUGACUGAAAUCCGGGAGGAACUAAAGGGUAAGGAUAUGGCGCUGAAGGCUGAGGGUGUACUCAAAAUGUGCUACUUGAUGAUGUUGUAUCCUAUUCCUGCACCUUCAGGUUUCGCCUUUCACGUGGUGGAAGUGAUGAGUUCUCAGAGGUAUCACUUGAAACAAAUCGGUUAUCUCGCAGCCCCUCUUGCGUUCUCUGGAGAAACCGAAGAAGUAGUCUUGACUGUCAAUGGUAUCAAAAAGGAUUUGAUGUCUCCUCAUCUUCCUCUUCCUCCUUUACCUCUCACGGCUCUACCACACCUUCUAUCACUAUCUUCUUCUCUAUCAAAUACCCUUCAUCCAGACUUGCUUCAUCUUCUCAGUCAUUCUUCACCAAGAAUACGAAAGAGGGCGGUAUUAUGUUUAUUACCAUGUUGGGAAGCUUUCCCCGAAGGUCUAAGACAAGGUUUUCCACGGUUGCGAGAUAAAUUGCAAGAUGAAGAUCAGGGUGUUGUGGGAGCUACAGUGGGAGUAGUGAUGGAAUUGGCUAGGAGACACGGAGGGAAGAAUUAUCUACCUCUGGCACCUGAAUUAUUUGCCAUUUUCACGGGUAGUAGCAAUAAUUGGAUGCUUAUCAAAGUUGUCAAGUUGUUCGCAAUACUGACUCCUCUUGAACCUCGGCUAGUUAGAAAACUCCUCCCGCCCAUCACUUCACUGAUAUCUUCUACCUCUGCCAUCUCACUAUUAUAUGAAUGUGUUCGUACCUGUAUCGUGGGAGGUAUGCUAGAUCCAGAUAGACCGGAGGGGGAAGCUUUGGCAAGAGUCUGUGUAGAGAAACUGGGCGGCUAUCUGAGAGAUGAAGGUGGAGAUCAAAACUCCAUGGUCAAGAUCAUUCCAACACACCCGAGUAUGGUAGCAGAAUAUCAAGAGGAAAUCUUACAAAGUCUGGAUGAUCCCGAUGUGUCAAUACGAAUGCGAGCGUUGGAAUUGGUCACAUCCAUGGUGGAUCAACGGAACUUACAAUCAAUUGUCGAUCAACUACUGGCUCAUCUCGCUCCUUCCUCAGACACAUCUACCCUUCCCUCAGCUGCUGCCUUUUUAGCUGCUGUGGCGGGGACGAACACCACACCCACCGCCACUGCUAGGUCCAUCACCCUCAGUCCAGCUUAUCGACUCCUCCUCACCCGGCGUCUUCUCGGAAUGCUCUCUCAUGAGACAUAUACAAAUGUGACCGAUUUCGAAUGGGUUAUAUCGGUUCUCAUCGACGUUGCUUAUGUGAGUAAGGUGGAUGUAGGGGGAGAGGUGAGGGAUAUGUUACUUGAUGUUGUGGCAAGAGUGCGUAGUGUUAGAGGAUAUGCGGUGAAGAUGCUCGAACGUGUGCUUGGUGAGGAUGAUGUUCGAGAAAGAGGAAGGGAGAAGACUGGUGAGGAUGGUUUACUGGAAGCUGCCAUUUGGUUGUGUGGGGAGUAUUCGAGUGAACUGUCUUCCCCACUCAGCGCUAUAUCGGCGAUUCUAACACCUUCCUUAAGUUUGUCAACACCAUCUGUGAUCGCACUGUCUUUACAAGCCGCAGCGAAGAUCUUCGCUUCUCAUGCUGCAUCUGUUGCUCCUUUAUGGUCCUCCGAUUUAUCUACGGAAACUCAAAACCUCGUCACAUCACUCAAAAGUGGUAUCGAGCCAUAUUCCUUUCAUGACGACAUAGAAGUACAAGAACGAGCUUUUGAAAUUCUCCAACUCCUCUCUUUCGUCUCUGCCGAUCUUACUUCGCAUCGUCCACCCGUCAAACCUUCCUCAUCAAUACCAGAUCUUGAACCCGGCUUUGGCGAGCCAUCUUCCGACUCGGAACCUCCAUAUCCUAAAUCCCUCUUCCUCUUUCAGCCGUUGUUUACGGGGUGGGAGAUGAAUGCUUUGGGAUACAAAGCCCAAGAAUCUGUUCGUCUGCCAGACGAUAUCAAUUUGGACUCUGAGAUCGUUCCUGGUGGUGGCUUUCCUGAGGAUGUGGAGAGUGACGAAGAAACUGAGGAGAAAGUGGAGGAGGGUCAUGUCACAGCAGGGAUGGAAGAGUUACGGAGAGUGUUACGAGAACAGGACGGAGAGCGGAAGAAGAAGAAGAAAGGGAAAGGAAAAGAGAAUGGUGAUGCUCAACAACUUACUCAGGAGGAAAGGUUGGCAAAAGAGAAGCGGAGGGAAGAGAGGAAGAGAAGACAGAGAGAAGAUCCGUAUUAUCUUGGACCGAAAGAUGACGUGGAGGAUAUACCUGUGAUACGGUUGGAAUUAGAUGAUGAUGAUCCGACUGAACUCGUGGUAGAUGAUUCCAACGCGUCUGCGAGCAUCUCCAGAGUGAUCUCAUCAGAAAAGAAGAUCAGUCCUGAUAUUGAUAAAUUCGGCGAGAUGCCAUCCGACGCCAUGCCACCAAAAUCAGAACCUUCAUUAUCGAGAUCGACCAGUCAAUUAGCCAUCGAGAUAGACCAUCCCCCUCAACCGGGUGUUUCGUCGAGAUACGAAGAAUACACAAACGGAGAUGCCGACUCAACACGUCAAUCUCCUCAACUAGUAGAAGAGAAGAGCGCAGAGGUAGAGGUUGUCAAAGUGAAAAGAAAGAAGAAGACUAAGAAACCUUCUGCAAAAUGAUCUCGAUCCUCACACGUAUAACCAAUCAUCAAUGAAAGGAGAUCGGGGAAAUGGAGGGGAGAUAGACAAUGAUAUGAUCUUGCAUACUG